This is a messenger RNA of Chelmon rostratus (copperband butterflyfish), 4704 nucleotides long. RefSeq names its product F-box/WD repeat-containing protein 7-like. Gene Ontology annotation, molecular function: ubiquitin binding. Gene Ontology annotation, biological process: ubiquitin recycling; proteasome-mediated ubiquitin-dependent protein catabolic process. Lineage: Eukaryota; Metazoa; Chordata; Actinopteri; Chaetodontiformes; Chaetodontidae. Gene Ontology annotation, cellular component: cytoplasm; nucleus. The record is from RefSeq and is a predicted model, not a curated record. The transcript is spliced from 14 exons. The coding region runs from base 279 to 2462 and encodes 727 amino acids.
AGUAUUAAAACGCAAACCUGGGGAGGCGAAGUUGAACAUAAAGCCGCUUUCUUGUAGUUUGAGGUAAAAAAAAAAAAUAUUGAAGCUUCCGCGAGGAAAUUAAUAAGAAGAGAGGAGAAAGAAAGAAAAGAGAAGAAGAAGGUGGAGAAGAAGAAGAGGAAAUCCCGGCGUUUAAUAUUUAAAGUCCGCUGGAGCUGGAGCUGGAGGAGAAAGUCUGUUUUUUAAAGGAUGCGUCUUCGUGCUCCUGCUGUGUGAAGAACGACAGCAGUGAAGAAGAGAUGGACGAAGAACAUGCAGUAAGGAGGGAGGAAGAGGAGGCGAGGAUAGAUGAACUGGAAGAGAAAGAGAGAGGAGAGAAGGACAGAACACUAAGCAUUCAGUCCAAGAGGAGAGAAGAAGAAGAAGAGGAGGAGGAGGAGGAGGAGACGGAAAUGAUGAAGGCAGGCGCCAAAGACAAAGCACGAAGGCAGCUGAUUGGUGGACACACUCCAAUCUCCGCCUCCUCCUCCUUCACCUCCUCUCCUUUCCUUUCUUCCUGCCGAAGAGGCAGAGGAGGCGAGGAUGACGGAGAGGAAGACGAGGUCAGAGUCGCCAUAGUAACCAUCGAGGACGAGUCCUGUCCGUCUGAGCCUUUCGGCACCGCCCACCUGGAAAUGGCCAAUCAGGUCACACGGCCAGAGGACGACGAAAAGGAGGAAGAGGGAGGAGGGACUGAAGGAGUGCAGGAGGAGAAGGAAGAGGAGGAUGAGGAGGAUGCAAACAGUGAUGAAAGAGAGGAGGAAGAGGAGGAGAUCGCAGAGAUGACGUCACCACCGCUUCACCUGUGCCAGAUGAAGAGGAAGUUGGAUCAUGGUCCAGACGGCCGGCCGUUCCAUUCAGGGAAGAAGCACUGCAAAGGCAACGGGUACCUCAGCCCCUCCAGUCUGGUUCAGGCCACGCCCACCACAUUCGGCGACCUGCGGCUGGCCAAUGGGCACUCGGCUCAGCGGCGGCGCGUCACCUCAGGCCCGCCCCCCUCUGGCCUGCAGGACUGGCUUCAUACCUUCCAGAUGUGGAGCGGUCCCGAGAGGCUAUUGGCUCUGGACGAGCUGAUCGACAGGUGUGAGACCAGCCAGGUGAAGCACAUGAUGCAGGUCAUCGAGCCCCAGUUCCAGAGAGACUUCAUAUCCCUGCUGCCCAAAGAGUUAGCGCUCUACGUGUUGACCUUCCUGGCUCCCAGAGACCUCCUGCAGGCUGCUCAGACCUGCAGGUACUGGAGGACCCUGGCUGAAGACAACCUGCUGUGGAGGGAGAAGUGCCGCGAGGAAGGUAUAUCCGAGUGUGCGUUGUCUCGUCGCAGGAAGUGUGUGCAGCAAGGCGUGGCGGUCGGUCCGUGGAAAUCCGCCUACAUUCGACAACACCGUAUAGAGAACAACUGGAGGAAAGGGGACACAGGAGAACCCCUGGUGUUGAAAGGUCACGAUGAUCACGUGAUCACGUGUCUCCAGUUCAGCGGCGACCUGAUCGUCAGCGGCUCCGAUGACAACACGCUCAAAGUGUGGUCGGCCAUCACUGGCAAGUGUCUGCGGACGUUGACGGGUCACACCGGCGGCGUGUGGUGCAGUCAGAUGGCGGCCGCCACGGUGAUCAGCGGCUCCACUGACCGGACGCUGCGGGUGUGGGACGCCGAGAGCGGCGAGUGUGUCCGCACGCUGUACGGACACACGUCCACUGUGCGCUGCAUGCAUCUCCAUGGCAACCGGGUGGUGUCGGGCUCUCGGGACACGACGCUGCGCGUGUGGGACGUGUCGACGGGACGCUGCGAGCACGUGCUGACGGGCCACGUGGCGGCGGUGCGCUGCGUUCAGUACGACGGCCGGCGCGUGGUGUCGGGCGGCUACGACUACAUGGUGAAGGUGUGGGACCCCGAGACGGAGGCGUGUCUGCACACGCUGCAGGGACACACCAACAGAGUGUAUUCGCUGCAGUUCGAUGGUGCGUUCGUGGUGAGCGGCUCGUUGGACACGUCAAUCAGAGUCUGGGACGCAGAGACAGGUGGGUGUGUCCACACGCUGACGGGCCACCAAUCGCUGACAAGCGGCAUGGAGCUGCGCGACAACAUCCUGGUGUCCGGGAACGCCGACUCGACGGUGCGAGUGUGGGACGUCCGGACGGGACAGUGUCUCCACACGCUGCAAGGUCCCAACAAGCACCAGUCGGCGGUGACGUGCCUGCAGUUCUGCAGAGGUCUGGUUCUGUCCAGCUCCGACGACGGGACCGUCAAGCUGUGGGACCUGAGGACCGGAGCCUGGCUGCGAGACGUGGUGGCGCUGCAGAGCCGGGGAUCAGGAGGUGUUGUGUGGCGAAUCAGAGCGUCCGACACUCGGCUGGUGUGCGCCGCCGGCAGCAGGAACGGGACGGAGGAAACCAAACUGCUGGUGCUGGACUUUGACCUGGACGACAGGAAGAAAGAGACGGAGUGAUGUCAUCAAACGGAGACAGGAACGGUGAUGCCUUGACGAUUUUGGAGUUUAUUUUUUAAAGUAAAAGACUCUUUUUGACCAAAGUCAUGGCUGGAUCUCCACCAGUCCGACAGGCAGGUAUGAAUGUUACGGCGCGUCCUGAUUGGCUGGACGGACAGAAGGACACAAGAACCAUGCGGAUGAUUCACGUAACGGCCAAAACGCUGAAGAAAAACGUUCAAGGUUGACAUGGACGACACCAAACUGACGCAACAAUCAAGUCGCACCCAGAGGACCACCACAGAAUCAGCCUGGCGGUCGCUAUGGCAACAAAUGAAUGUUUUUGACGCUUUGACGGACAGAAAGGUGGAUGUAAAUGGUUUCUACGACAACAGAUGAAUGUUUGAUGAACGCAGAUGGAUCUAUGUUGCUCAGACAUCAUUCGGAGACGUUUGAGAGGAAACGAUGGAUUUUGGGGAUUAUUAUGUGUGACUGAUGCGCAGAUUCCAGCCAAUGGGGGUCGAGGGCAUUGACUUUUCUUGCUGCUGAACCAAUGAGGAGGUCAGACGGCGCUGUUUAAACAAACCAAUCCAAAUGUACCAAAUCUUGAAUGCUGGAGGCGACGCAGACGGACAACGAUGCUAAAAACGAAUGUGAAGUCCAGUUAGCAGAGUCUCGUGUUCAGUCAGUGUUGUUUUCGUGCCACAAGUCGUUUCCUUUCUUCUUUUUUUGAGCUUUUUUCUGUUUUUCGUUCCGCAGCGGUUGGCCAGGUUGCUCGUCUCCGUUGCCUCUCGCCUUUCAGUUAUCUCAACUGGUGAAACCAGGAAAGCUGCUGGUGGAUCUAUGGGAGCAGAAACCAGAAACCACAACCGGAGCCUUUUAUCUGCAAAAGUCAAAACAAAGCCUCACUUUCAUUCAAGCUUUACAGCCUCGCAGCUGCCUUUUCCAAAGCGAAAAGCAUUAUUUUAAAGGCUGAGGAGGAUUAUUUUUAUUGCUCCAAGCUGCUAUAAAUCUUUACAAGUUCAGCGCACACUAAAUCACUCACAGACGCGCAUGCUUCAGGGAUUUGUGGCGCAAUUUUAAUGCAAAUCAGUAUUCCUGCUAAAAGCGAAAUAAAAUGCAGAAAACAUGACGGAGAAUAGUGGAGGCACAGACCGCCCCUCAGCUCCACCACAGAGGACAUGUUCACAAUCCACAGCGGGAAAAGCAGAGGUGUCGAUAUUAAAACUAAACACCAUCACGUCCAGGGUCCUGGUGUUGUUCCUGCUGGUUCACUCUCACACUCUCAUGGUUUACUGGGACACUAAAAUAUGAAUGUUAUAAGUCACACCUGUGUUUUUCCACCUGUGAAUAGUGAAAAGAAGAUCUGUAGCUUCACUGAAAACCAAAUCACUCAACUAGUUUCAAUCAGGGAUUAAUAGCAGGAGUUAAUCCUGCUGAAUGUAAAAUAAUGGUCAUUUUCUAUAGAGCCGCUUUUCAGAUUUCACUUUUUAUUCCUACAAGUGAAAGUCAGAAAAAUCAAAUCUGUGAGAAAAUGAACCAAAUCUGCUCUUAAAUCUGCUUUUAAAGGGCUUUUACUCACUUUAUUCAGUGAUUUCUGUUUUGCUUUCGCUCAUAAUUUGAGUGUAGACGCCGUCAAAACUCAGCUCAGACACUGAAUUCUUUUAAUAUUGAAACCUAAAUAACACUGAAUUUAAGCAGUUUGUGGUUUUGACAUUUCAAAAAGGGUAAUUUCAAGUUUUGCAAUUUCAAAAAUCUUUUUUUUUGUCUGGUUAUAUUUCCCAAUAUAAAAGAUAUAGAAUUCAAAUUCUUUUUAUUAUUUUGGCCUUUCUGUGCUUCCAUAGAAGACUUUUGAUUUAUCUUCUUUAACCCAAAUCUCUAAAGCGUCACUCCUCAUGUUUUCCUCAGCUCAUCAAAUAUUUAAAAAAAAGAUUAAUAAUUUAAAACAACUCCCUUUACCAGAUAUUAAUCCAAUAAGCUGUCGUUGCCAGGCAACACCUCCAGCCAAUAAGCAGACGUUUGGGUGAUAUUUCCCCCGGCAACAAGUGGUAUUUCAGUCUUGUUCCUGGAUAAGUUGACCUUUGCAGGUGUGAGGCUCUGGAGAGGCGACGCUGUCCUGUUCAUGUUGUCAUGUAAAAUACUGUAAAUACAAAGAGGAUGUACAUAUUCAGCUUUUUAUAAGACGAAAACAGAGGAAAUAUUGUUCAUGGUGGAAAGAGAACAGGAUGGAGGGAUGAAUGUGGAUCAAUAAAGAUGAGUUUUA